Messenger RNA from Mitosporidium daphniae, 939 nucleotides. RefSeq lists its product as uncharacterized. The record is from RefSeq and is a predicted model, not a curated record. Gene Ontology annotation, biological process: maturation of SSU-rRNA; protein phosphorylation. The transcript is spliced from 2 exons. NCBI's taxonomy places the organism in Eukaryota, Fungi, Microsporidia. Gene Ontology annotation, cellular component: cytosol; preribosome, small subunit precursor. The coding region runs from base 1 to 939 and encodes 312 amino acids. Gene Ontology annotation, molecular function: ATP binding; protein serine/threonine kinase activity.
AUGGCCAAAUUUAAUAAAAAAACCCCCAAUUUUUUUAUGAGAUUAGACACUUGUAACUUUGGAUUUCUCUCCAAAUCCGACUGGCGUAUCUUAUAUGCCAUUGAAAGUGAAUCAAAAACGCAUGAAAUUGUGCCGAUUAAAUUGAUUUCUAAGCGGACAAAAUUGGAUCCCGUCUCUAUUGACCAAGCUUGUGCGCUUCUUAUGCGGUUUAAACUUUUAAGAAGAGAGGGCGAAGUUCAACAUGGUGGUGCGUCUCAAGAAAACUGCAACAUGACCGGGUCAACUAGUAGCUGCAUUGAUACCAAUAAAGAUCUGGCCUCUUCUCAACACAGAAGAAGGGGUCGAAAAGGGAUCCCUCUUGGAACCUUGGGAUACAUUUUGGGAUUUGGAGGCUUGGACUAUUUAGCUCUGCAUUUUUUCAAGCAAAAGAAUUCUCUUUCUUGCAUCUCAAACUCACGACUUGGUGUUGGAAAAGAGGCCGAUAUUCAUGUUGGCGAACGUCUAUCGCCCACUGACGGGGCCUUUCCAAAAGCAAUUGUUGUCAAGUUUCAUCGUCUGGGGCGAACGUCUUUUCGCUCAGUUCGAACCAAACGAGACUACCAUCUCGGAAAGGGGGCAAAUGCAUCUUUCCAUGCUUGCAGCUGCAAAAGAGCCCUUUAUCAGCUUGGCUUUUCAGUGCCCAUUCCCGUUGAUCACAACAGACAUGCAAUUGUAAUGGAAAGAAUCGAUGGACUUCCUUUAAACCAAGUUACGCAUCUAUUGGAUCCACAGAGACUUUAUCACGAGCUUGUUUCAAUGAUUGUGGCCAUUGCACGAUUGGGGCUGGUCCAUGGGGACUUUAACGAGUUUAAUGUUCUCGUCAGAAAUCGCGACGAAUCGCCUGUUCUUAUCGAUUUCCCCCAAAUGGUCUCAAUCAAGCAUCGGAACGCUGCAGAGUAA